Molecule: messenger RNA, 2215 nt
Organism: Hydractinia symbiolongicarpus
Lineage: Eukaryota; Metazoa; Cnidaria; Hydrozoa; Anthoathecata; Hydractiniidae
Product: sec1 family domain-containing protein 2-like
Exons: 16
Coding region: 18-1988 (656 amino acids)
Biological process (GO): intracellular protein transport; vesicle-mediated transport
Source: RefSeq, a predicted model, not a curated record
AUAUUGCUCUUAUAGUUAUGUAUCAAUUUAUUAACUCAACCAUAAACUCAGUUUUAACCCUUGUAAACAACGCUGUUGUGUUUGUGGAUGAUGCAACUGCUGAAGUUCUACAUUGGUGCAAUGGGCUUUCAAAAUUACUAGAUGCUGGUGCUUUGGCUAUAAGAGACAUAAAACAUGCUAAGGAGUGUCUGGAAUCAGAGAAUAAAUGCGUCUUCCUUAUAUCAACACCUCUGAAUGGCCAAGUAUCAAAAUAUAUUCAGCGUAUAGUAAAAAAUAGUGACUUUAAUCACUGUAUAAUUUCGUCAUCAUUAUCCAGUGAAAUGAAUGAGUUUAUUUCCAAUUCUACAAAUCAGCUCACAGCAUUUGAUAACUUCUGUCAUCAGCUGAGGUUAUGGAUGCAGAAUGAGUUUGCUACGACAACCCUUCAUCAUAUACCAUUUUCAUGUAUUGAGAUUGUACCUGAUUUUUUUAUUACUCCAAUACACAAUAGUUUAUUUCCAGUCCUGCCAUCAGAUGUAGCAAGGCUGCAAGCAUUUCUUUACAGUAGGGGGGAUAAGAGAAUAUUUAACAAUUUGGGAGAUGUAGAUGUUGGUUUUCUUCCACACAAUAUGCGGUGUCAAAUAAAGAUGCUUGCCUCUACACUAAACAGUAUGUUUGAAUCAAUGAGUAUUCAUGAGGAUUGCUAUGCUGUGGGACAUUUCAGUAGACUUGUAGCCACAGAACUUGCAAACAUGCCAGAUGCUAGGGGAAGAAGAAAGUUGGCAUCAUCCAGAGCAUCAAUCGUUUUUGUGGACAGAACAUUGGAUUUAGUUGCUCCUAUCAGUCACACAUCAGAUUGUGUCCUGGGAAGCAUAUAUGAAAUUCUUCCACUUCUGCGAAAUCAGAAUAAUGAUGUUGCCAUUGACAUGAAAAUGCUAUUCGCAGAUGGAAACUCUACACCGAGUACAUUAUUUCCUGGAUGUUUUGCCUAUAAUGAAGAUGAAGAAGCAGAAAACGCACUGCAAAUGUUCAUCAAGAAAUCCAAAAAGGAAUGUCUCAAAUAUGUAUGUGAAAAGCUUAAAAUCUUUUUGCAUUUUGAGAAUAUUGUUGUAAAAAACAUCGACGAGGGUUCUACAUUAUCCAGUUUAAAAGCACUUUUGAAAUAUUUCAAAAACAAUAUUCAGUUAUUAAAAAAGUACAGUGGUGUGCUCCAAUGUGCUGUAGCACUGGUAAAUGCAUUAACUGAUACAGAAAAUGAGCAUUUGGAUGAGCUGUUAAGUGCAGAAAAAGUUAUUCUGUUGGAUGUUGCAUCAGGGGAAAGUGAUCCAUUUUCACAGAUACUUAGGUUAUUGUCCAAGAAAGAUAGCAAGAGAUUCAGCGUUGUUGACGCCCUUAUGUUUUGUCUAUUUAUAUACUCUGCUGGUGAUGACGUCAGCAAUACGUCUGCAGCUUAUGAAGCAAAGUUAAAAGAAGCGUUGAUAAACAUACUGAUGGAUGGUAACCAUAAGGAAGAUAUUUUAUUUCUUAUUGGUGACCUUGAUGCCAGCGAACGUCAAGUUAGAACACGUAUGGCUGAUAUAUUCGAACGACUUCGAGGUAUUGGAGAAGCGCGGAAAGAAAUGCAACAAUUAAGAUCAGUGUUCAAUAAAGACGACAAUGGUGUUAUGAAGUACAAACCGAUAGUUGCUCAGAUUCUUGAACUGAUAUUUGAUCCUAGGAAACCAGAACUGCAGGACAUUGAAUUUCGUUCUCACGGUUUUAAAGAUUUCCUGAAAACUGGAUUUGGAUUUUUCAUGAAUGUGAGCAAACCACGGCCAGAAGAUCAUCCCGUAUUAUUAUUUGUUAUUGGUGGCAUCACGUGGAACGAAGUUAAGUGUGUGAAGGAAACCUUAGCGAAACUGAAACCAAAUCAAAAGGUGACAAUCGCGAGCACAAGAUUACUGACGCCGUCUGUCACGCUCGAGCAAGUCUUGUGUUUAGACAACCUUUACGUAGACGUAGAGACAUGACAAAAUUUAGCGGAAGGAGAUUGGAGAUCUAGUUUGGUACAUUCGGGUGUGUUUACGUACCAACACUCGGAAACACAGAAACUCAUGUGUCUGCUGAAAAAGAAGAUUCGUCCUUCAAGGACGAUGUGAUUUAUACUUUUAAAAAGCUUAGAUUUUGUACAUACCCAUUUUGGUGCAGAUUAAUCAAAUAUAUUUAUGACAGCAAAUAAAAGUAAAAAUAGCUAUUA